GCCGUUUCAAUACCUCCACAACAUCCCUCCACCGCCUCAUUCCACCAGUGAGUAAAACCGAGGAAAGGUCACGCGCCGUCCUGAACGCAUUUUCACGUCCGCGCGCUCAUUCCUCACGGCACUGGCGAGGCUUCUCUGGGGGGAAACAAGUUUGGGAUAAACGACAGCAAACCGUGACCUGACCUCUCGUAACCCGGGACAUUGUGUGUGUGUGUAUGUGUGUGUGAGAGAGUGUUACGGGACUUUCUUGUUGCGGAGGUUGAGUGAGUACCCAGCCGGUCUUACCUGUCCCAUCCGCCGGUCCUCGGUGCGUCGUGUCCGGCCAGCAGCGUCCCCAGUUUGAUCCAGUUCCAGCUCCGGAGUCCAGCUGUUAGAUCGGUAUCAUCAGGAUGAAGAUGAGACAGCUCGGAGCGCUGUGUCUUCUGACCCUGGCCGCCCUCGCCUCCGCCAGGCCCAAAGCAGGUCCUGAGCAGAAAUGCAAGUCUGGUCCAGUGGAUCUGGUCUUCCUCAUUGACAGCUCCCGCAGCGUCAGACCACAUGAGUUUGAGACCAUGAGGAAGUUCAUGAUCGACAUCCUGAGCACCCUGGACAUCGGGCUCAACGCCACCAGAGUGGGCGUGGUUCAGUACUCCAGCCAGCUCCGCAAUGAGUUCUCUCUGAAGACGCACGCCAAGCUGGACGCCAUGGUGAAAGGCAUCAAUGAGAUCAUCCCCCUCGCUCAGGGCACCAUGACCGGACUCGCCAUUAAAUAUAUCAUGAAUUCAGCUUUCAUCGCCGAGGAGGGAGACAGGCCACAGGUCCCCAACGUGGCCGUGAUCGUGACAGACGGGCGUCCUCAGGAUCGCGUGGCGGAGGUGGCUGCUGAAGCCAGAGAGAAAGGCAUCGAGAUCUACGCUGUGGGGGUGGCCAGAGCCGACAUGGCAUCACUGAGGGCCAUGGCGUCCCCGCCCUUCGAAGACCACGUCUUCCUGGUGGAGUCCUUUGACCUCAUUCAUCAGUUUGGACUGCAGUUCCAGGACAAGCUUUGUGGCAUGGAUCUGUGUCUGGAGUCGGACCACGGCUGUGAGCACAUCUGUGAGAGCUCCCCGGGCUCCUUCCACUGCCUCUGUCUGCCUGGAUACACUCUGAAUGAAGAUGGCAAAACAUGUGCAGCCAUAGAUCUGUGUGCUCAGGGGAAACACGACUGUGAACAAAUCUGCGUCAGCUCACCUGGGUCUUUCACCUGCGACUGCAACAAAGGAUACAAACUGAAUGAUGACAAGAAGACCUGCUCAAUGAUCGACUACUGUUCGUUUGGGAACCACAGUUGUGAUCAUGAGUGUGUGAGUGUGCUCAAUGGCUAUCACUGCCGCUGUAACCAGGGACACAGGCUGCUGGACGACGGCAAGACCUGCCAGGCCAUUGACCUGUGCGCUGAAGGAAAACAUGACUGUGAACAAAUCUGCAUCAGCGCGCCAGGCGUCUUCACCUGCGACUGCAACGAAGGAUACACACUCAACAACGACAAGAAGACCUGCACACCCAUUGACCUGUGUGCCGAGGGGAAGCAUGACUGUGAACAGAUCUGUAUCAGUGCUCCUGGUGUCUUCACCUGCGACUGCAACAAAGGAUUCAAACUCAACAAAGACAAAAAGACCUGCACAAACAUGGACCUGUGUAACACAGUGGAGCACGGCUGUGAGCACCAGUGUGUGAGCACCUUAGGAUCGUACUACUGUAUCUGUCCGGAGGGACAGCUGCUGCAGGAGGACGGCAAGAGCUGCGGCACCUGCAAGUCGGCCAACAUCGACUUGGUGCUUCUGAUCGACGGCUCCAAGAGUGUCCGCCCCCAAAACUUUGAGCUGGUCAAAAAGUUUGUUAACCAGGUUGUGGACUCUCUGGACGUGUCUGCUCAUGGCACCAGGGUCGGUCUGGUUCAGUACUCCAGCCGGGUCCGGACAGAGUUCCCCCUCAACAUGUACCACACUGCUGAAGAGAUCAAAGCUGCAGUCAUGAAGGUUGACUACAUGGAGAAAGGCACUAUGACAGGUCUGGCCCUGAAACACAUGCUGGAGAACAGCUUCUUAGAGUCAGAGGGCGCUCGUCCUUCCAGCCGCAACAUCCCCCGAAUCGGACUGGUCUUCACAGACGGACGCUCGCAGGACGACAUCACAGAGUAUGCCAAGAAGGCCAAAGAAGCCGGUAUCACCAUGUACGCCGUGGGCGUGGGAAAAGCUGUGGAAGAUGAGCUUCGUGUGAUUGCAUCUGAGCCUCAGGAGAAACAUUUCUAUUACACCACCGACUUCACUGCCAUCAGCAACAUCGCUGAGAACCUCAAACUCAACGUCUGCCCAGAGGAGAGUCAGGGGGAGAUCGAGGUGAAGGACCCGUGUGCCUGCGAGAGUCUGGUGGAGUUCCAGCAGGCCACCAUGAGCAGCCUGGAGCAGCUCACACAGAAACUAUCUGGGAUGACUACUCGUCUGGAGCAGCUGGAGAACCAGCUUCUCUCCAGGAAGUGAGGAAGUGAUCUUCAUCACAGUGAGCAGACGGGACGCCACAGGGAAAAAGAAAGAAUAACAGAGUGAGGAAGAGGAGGGCACAUCAGAAACCUUCCCAAUCAAUGGACAAAACCAAAGUGUCUUUUCACAAAGCCUUUGUAGCCUUCAGUCGGCUCGUUGCUC
Sander lucioperca (pikeperch) is the source of this 2660-nucleotide messenger RNA. It is a transcript of the gene matn4, whose product is annotated as matrilin 4. The transcript has 17 exons. The coding region runs from base 390 to 2498 and encodes 702 amino acids. The record is from RefSeq and is a predicted model, not a curated record. Gene Ontology annotation, molecular function: calcium ion binding. NCBI's taxonomy places the organism in Eukaryota, Metazoa, Chordata, Actinopteri, Perciformes, Percidae.